GAGAGAGAGAGAGAGAGAGAGAGAGAGAGAGAGAGAGAGAGAGAGAGAGAGAGAGAGAGAGAGAGAGAGAGAGAGAGAGAGAGAGAGAGAGAGAGAGAACCUAAGAGCAAAGCCGCGAUAAUCUUGAGCGUUUAGCCAAGCUAAGGUCGUUUUUCGAUCGGUGACCAAGAUGGAUAUUCACAGACUUGAUUGCCGUGAUUUCUAUGUCUCCAGGCCUUCUUCUUCAAUGCUUUUUUGCUUGAUUUUAGUCUUCGUAUUUGGUUUCGGGGGUUUUUUCCCGUAGUUUGAUCCGGCACCGUUGUGGUUGAGGUUUUGUUGUUGUUUUGGUUCUAAACCGAGGUUGGGGCAUUAACCCUGUUGCCUAUUGCUGUGUUUUGUGGUGUUUGAGUUCUGUUUUUUCAUUGAUGUGUACUUGUGUUUAAGUUUGUUUGUGACUCUUAGUUUGUGACCUGUAAUCGAGACUUAUUAAUCAUGUAUAUGAUUGUUAAGGAUUAUAAUAUGGUCUCUAUUACUGAGGAGGAGAACCGGGGUUUGGUGCUCAGAUUAAAGCAGACCCGACAGGGGUACUAAUGUGGCUAAUGAGGGAGUUUUUCUUUCGGUUGUGGCCAGAGUGGUAUCAGAUAAACCUAUUCGUGUCAUUUCUUUCCGUCAAAUGAUGGCCAUAGUCAUGAAACCAGUCCGGGGGCUUUCUAUUGAUGAGAUAAGUGAAUUUAAGUUUCUUCUACAAUUUUAAAAACGAAGGACAUCUGAGCAGAGUCAUUGAGGAAGAGCCUCGAUCCUUUGAGCAAAACCUAGUAGUGAUUAGGCGCGUGGGGCAUACAGACAAGCCCCUUGAAGUCCCACUGGAUCAUGCCGAUUUUUGGGUUCAGGCACUUGCAGGUAUGACAACAGAGGGAUAACUGGAUCUGAUCAUAUUUUUGUUAUAGGAGACUCCUAAAUCUCUGCUUCCCACAUGGGAUUCUUGGCCAUGCAGACCGUUUCUGCCCUUCCAAUCCACACAGUGGCCCUUGGAUUGAUGAGAAGCCUUAGGAGUCAUGGUUACAUGCUAAUAUGAGGAGGGGUGGUGUGCAACCGGGAAACAGGUGGAUGAUUUCUAGCAACAAUAGGCCAAGUGACAAAAGGGAUGAUAGGGAGUUUUCGGGUUCUUCGAGCAGAGCUAUAAUUGAUCAAGAAAGCUACGUGGUGGAAGGUCUUCUGUCAAAGGGCAAGGAAAUUGCUAUUAACCCGAAAGAACAAAAAAAUGCAGGGUCAUUAAACCGGUUAUCGAGGAGGGUGUUCAAAGUUCAAACAAAUAUGGAUGUUGAUGAUGUGGAUCCAAAAAACUUGCAGGCGGCGGUGCUGUCUAGAAAGCACUGCCAGUGAUAGGGGAUCGUUGUGAUGAGAAAGUGGAACCUUUGGUGGGGUCUGGUCAAACCUCUUUCUCCUUGCUAGUGGCCGGAAAAAUACGAUAUUGUUCUAUUUUUUUUUUUGUUUUUUUCUUCUCAUAACUCUUCAGUUAUUUUUGCUCUUCCUUCCAGUAGCAGGUGCAACAUUGCUAUUAAUGGGGUCUACCACAUUGCAGGAUUAGCGAGUUAGGCCACUGUUAAGCGGG
This is a messenger RNA of Cuscuta epithymum, 1591 nucleotides long. Lineage: Eukaryota; Viridiplantae; Streptophyta; Magnoliopsida; Solanales; Convolvulaceae. The record is from the annotation of a GenBank genome assembly.